UCCGGUCGGCGCUCGGCGGUCGGCCAUUAUUUACCAGAGAUCACAUUUAUCGGCUACACGACGCUGCUAAUAAUUAAUGAAUUAAUUUAUAUUUUCCACAUUAACUCUCCGAAAAUUUCAGUGGAAAAACGAAAAGAGAAUUGGAGAUACGAGCAAAACUUAAUAUUAAAUUAUUCCUGCCUUAAAAUUGUUUAAAAGAUGGCUGAAGUAUCCGAAGUGCCUACCACUCCAACGGAAUUAUUGGCAGUGGGUCGCCGACAUCUGGCCGUGAGGGACUAUGGAGCGGCUGUCGAGAGCUUGGCUAAGGCUUGUGAGGAACUAGCCAAGGAACAUGGUGACACUGCCGACCAAUGUGCUGAGGCGUAUUUAUGGUAUGGUAAAGCUCUUCUUGGUUUGUCGAGGGAAGAAAAUGGUGUCCUUGGUGAUGGUAUGCCAGGAACAAACAAUGCUGAAGAAGAUGAUGAUGAAAAUGAUGAACAAGAAGAAAAUGGAGAUGACGAUGCUAUGGAAGGACAGAGUGAAGCUAAUGGAGAUGUAACGGAGAAAGAGAAAGAAGUGGAACAGGGGGAAGUGGAGUCCACAACGAAAGAUGAAGCAGAGGCAGAGGCUCCAGAACCAGAGAGUAGCACACAGGAUGAACAGCCUGGUACAUCAAAUGGAGAGGCAAAUGAUGAAUCAAUGGUGAACCUUGACAAUGAAGAUGAUGUUGACAAUCUACAGUUGGCUUGGGAAAUGUUAGAUCUCGCCAGAAGCAUACUGGAGCGUCGUGCGCAGUCGAAAGCGGAAGCAGCUCGUACAUUAUUAGCUGAUGUCCAUCUUGCGCUUGGUGAAGUUGCUCUCGAGAGUGAAACGUAUGACAAGGCUGUUGUUGAUAUGCUAAGCUGUUUGGAAAUUCAAAAGGAACUGUACCGCAGUGAUGAUAGGCGCAUCGCUGAAACACAUUAUCAAAUUGGUCUCGCAAACUCCCUCGCGUCAAACUUCGAAGACGCGAUCACGCACUUCAAGAACGCGGCGAACAUUCUAGAAACUAGAAUCAAAUCACUGGAAAGUCCCACCGCAGCAACGGACGAUGCUACAGUCAAGAAAUACUCCUCCGCAGAUCCCUUAUACUCGGUGGAGGGAGAAAUAAAGGAGUUGAAGGAAUUACUUCCUGAGAUUCAAGAAAAAAUUCAAGACAUGAUGGACUAUAAGGCGGAGACCAUAAAAAGAGUACGAGAAACGCUCUGUCCUUCAAAUGGAGAGAAAUCGCAAAGCAACGGAGCCAGUUCAUCAUCAGAGGCCAAACCAAAGCCAGCGGCUUCAGAUAUUUCACAUCUCAUCAAGAGGAAACGCAAGCCCAGUGAAACCGAAGAACCGGCACCGAAAAAAGUCAAUACGUGAAAUAGUUUUAACACCUAUCUAUGUAAAAUAAUUGUGGACUACGCUCUCAGUAAAGAGCCAUUUUUGGUGUGAGUGCUAAAUGACUAAAUUGACACAUACUUAUUAUGGUGUUUGACCAAUUCGUUUGAAUUUAACAUGUUGAUUAUGAAAAUUUACAGGUUAAUGAAAAUAAGCAGGAACAAAAGGUUUCUUAAAAUUGAGUAAUGUUUGAGGAUUCAGAAAUUACUAGAAACUUUAACGAGUCGUUAAACCAUAGACAACUAAUAAAGGUGUAUUGUAUAAGAAUAAUAAUUUUUAAAAGCGUACAACAGUAAUUACAGCUUAUUUGACGAGUGCGUGUUAAUUAUUUUAUAUAGAUGUAAAAGUAAAACCCUUAAAAAGGCUAAAUAUGUAAAUAACGAGACAGCCUAAAUAUGAAAUGAUUAGACCUUAUUUAGUACCUAUUCACUUUAUGCUUGAGAUCAUAAACCUCAUAGGAGACAAAUUUCAUUUAAUUUUUUUUUUAUAAUAUGCACCUGCCAGUCUCAUGCUUUUGGAAAUUUCUCACCCACCUUGACUAAUCACAUAAUAUCCAGGGACAUAUAAAUCUUCAUCUUAUUUCUAACCCCUUAGGAAUAUCUUUAACUAGAUCGAGAAUAAUAUCUUUAUGUUGCAGCUGUCAGACCAAUAACUUCUUAUUAAAAAGAGCAACCUUUCUCUUUCUAGUGGACGGUUUUUCUUUGUGAUGGGUGGCUAAUAGGGCUAGUGAAAAAAUAGACCUAGAAAAGCCCUAUUGUAUAGCUCUAAUAAUGAAUAAUAAUAAUUAAUGUCCUUAUAUUUUUAGUGUAUUUACAAUGUUAGUACAUAGGUUUAAGUGUAACAUUGCCUUAAAAUUAAAAAAUUACAAAUAAAUUAAAACGUGAAUGAUAAAAGAAAAUCUCUUGACUCUGUAUUUAUUCUAAAUUAUUAUUUGAUAAAUUUUUUUGACUGAGAAUUGUAUUGCUUUGUUUUCGCUGAAGGCUAAAAAUGUUUAAUUUGUAAGAUUAGUGAUUAAGAUAAUAUGUAAUUUAAUGUUGUAUUUAAGGUAUUAAACAUACACAUUUA
Messenger RNA from Colias croceus (clouded yellow), 2463 nucleotides. RefSeq names its product protein HGV2 (gene Nasp). The record is from RefSeq and is a predicted model, not a curated record. Gene Ontology annotation, molecular function: histone binding. NCBI's taxonomy places the organism in Eukaryota, Metazoa, Arthropoda, Insecta, Lepidoptera, Pieridae. Bases 199 to 1380 code for a protein of 393 amino acids. Gene Ontology annotation, cellular component: nucleoplasm. Gene Ontology annotation, biological process: CENP-A containing chromatin assembly; DNA replication-dependent chromatin assembly. The transcript has 9 exons.